UUCUGGGUGCUGCUUUCCCCCUCCCCCGCCCCCGACCUGGGCCCUGUGGCCUGCAGGUGUUUGGGAGGCAGUUGCUGGGGCAACGGAAACAGGGCGUUUCAGAGGUGGUUGCCAUGGGAACCUGGAUGCUGACGAAGGCUUGUGAGGCUUAGAGGAGACAAAUUGCCCUCAUCAUUAUCUCCAAGCUUGCCAAUCAAACCCAUUCCCUCAUUUCCCUCUGCUCGGGGAAGCGAGCAGCUGGGAGCCCCCAGAGGAGCCCGGGAGAGGAGUGGCAUCAGUGAGCUGUGAGCUGUCGCCUGCCUUCCAGCCCAGCUCUGCUCUCCAGCUCCACAGCUCUCUUACCUGGCUUUGCUUCCUUGCCUUGCUGUGCAGCAUGGCCACAAUUACCUGCACCCGCUUCACUGAAGAAUAUCAGCUCUUUGAGGAACUGGGCAAGGGUGCCUUUUCCAUUGUUAGAAGGUGUGUGAAAGUGUUAGCCGGUCAAGAGUAUGCAGCCAAGAUUAUCAACACGAAGAAGCUCUCAGCCCGAGAUCAUCAGAAGCUGGAGCGAGAGGCCCGCAUCUGCCGCCUGCUGAAGCAUCCAAACAUUGUCCGACUCCAUGAUAGCAUAUCAGAAGAAGGGCAUCACUACCUGAUAUUUGACCUCGUCACAGGUGGGGAGCUGUUUGAAGACAUUGUGGCCCGGGAAUACUACAGUGAGGCUGAUGCCAGUCACUGCAUCCAGCAAAUCCUAGAGGCUGUACUGCACUGUCACCAGAUGGGUGUAGUGCACCGAGACCUGAAGCCUGAGAACCUGCUCCUGGCAUCAAAGCUGAAGGGGGCUGCGGUGAAGUUGGCUGACUUUGGCCUGGCCAUUGAGGUGGAAGGGGAGCAGCAGGCGUGGUUCGGUUUUGCAGGGACACCAGGAUACCUCUCUCCAGAAGUUCUCCGAAAGGACCCAUAUGAGCCUGUGGAUCUUUGGGCAUGUGGUGUCAUCCUAUACAUCUUGUUGGUGGGAUAUCCUCCUUUCUGGGAUGAGGACCAGCACCGACUAUAUCAGCAGAUCAAAGCUGGAGCCUAUGAUUUCCCAUCCCCGGAAUGGGACACCGUUACUCCAGAAGCCAAGGACCUGAUUAAUAAAAUGCUCACCAUCAACCCCUCCAAGCGCAUCACAGCAGCCGAAGCCCUCAAGCACCCCUGGAUCUCUCACCGAUCCACAGUGGCUUCCUGCAUGCACAGACAGGAGACCGUGGACUGCUUGAAGAAAUUCAAUGCAAGGAGGAAACUGAAGGGAGCUAUCCUUACCACCAUGCUGGCCACCAGGAACUUCUCUGGAGGGAAGAGCGGGGGCAAUAAGAAGAAUGAUGGUGUGAAGAAAAGAAAGUCCAGUUCCAGUGUUCAGUUAAUGGAAUCCUCUGAGAGUACCAACACCACCAUUGAAGAUGAAGACACCAAAGUGAGAAAGCAAGAGAUCAUUAAGGUGACUGAGCAGCUGAUCGAAGCAAUAAGCAAUGGGGAUUUUGAGUCCUACACGAAGAUGUGUGACCCUGGAAUGACAGCCUUUGAACCGGAGGCUCUGGGAAACCUGGUUGAAGGCCUGGACUUCCAUCGAUUCUACUUUGAAAACCUGUGGUCCAGGAACAGCAAGCCUGUCCAUACCACCAUCCUGAACCCCCACAUCCACCUGAUGGGUGAUGAGUCAGCCUGCAUUGCCUACAUCCGCAUCACACAAUAUGUGGAUGCCGGUGGUAUCCCUCGCACUGCCCAGUCUGAGGAGACUCGCAUCUGGCACCGCCGGGAUGGCAAAUGGCAGAUCGUCCACUUCCACAGAUCUGGAGCACCUUCAGUCCUACCACAUUGAAGUUCUGAUUGGGUUGUGCACUCCCUGGGGGUACCACGGAGAUCCACCCUUCUUCAUCUGUGGCAUGUGGCUGCUGGUUCUACCAUGUGCUGGAAUUCCCACCACCACCAUCAUCAUCACCACCACCAAGCUCCUCACAGAAGCCAAGAAAACCUACCAACCAAUUCAAGCCAUCAUGCACCAGAGAGCAAGCGGCCACAGUUUUUUAUUUACUUUUCUUUUUCUUUUUUCCUCUCUCCCUGUUUUGCUUUUCAUUUAAUUUUUUUAAAUUAUGUGCUUGAACAAGGCCCAGGGGCCCAGACUGUCAUUGCUCUGCCUGGGUCAGCUGCUCCCAAGUCUUGAGAUAAUGUGGAAGGAAGGGACCCCUUCUCUUACCCUCCCACCCUGUGCCCCAGGCUUGGGAGCUAACAAUUUCCCCAGUGCUCAAUCUUCUCUGUCAGUUGUGUUGCCUACUGAACCCAAUCCCCCAUUGCCACAGCCUUGUAGAGAUGGGUAGAUGGGGAAUUCAGCCUGUUUCAUGGUGAUGCCAGGCCUUGGUAGCUAGCUAGCUAGCAUGGUGAGCAGGUCCCUGUUUGCCAGCCCUUCUGAUGUCUCAGGCCUGCCUUCUCUGUUCCUGCCUCUCUUUUGAGGCACUUUUGGGAGAAGGGCAGCUGACUCAAUCAAUGGAGAAGGUCAAUUAUGGCAAAGAAGGGAAACCAGGGAAUCUGGCUACAUGCAUGAUCUAGCCUGAUUCUUUGCAUUGGGCUUUCAAAUACAGGAACUGCCUUUAUCCCUCCCUUCUGUGUUCUUUCCUUUCCCUUGGUGAAUUACUUUUCCCUCUCUCCUACUGUUCUCUCAUUCUCUCUCCCCCCUUUUUUUUUCUUCUGUGAAAAUUGAAACUUAUUUUAUUUAUUCGUUUAUUUUAUUUUGGGAAAAACAAGCAGUGUUAAGAACACUGGUGCUAGAUCAGGGUACUUGUCUUUUUUUUUUUUUUUGAUUUGGUGGGGCCGUUUGCUUCAAAUAUGGAUUUCAUUGAACCCAUUCUUCCAGCAUAGAUUGAGAGUUUCUGCUUUAGUAACACUUGAGAGAGGAAAGCUGAUCAUCUUUUGGGGGGG
Messenger RNA from Dromiciops gliroides (monito del monte), 2934 nucleotides. RefSeq names its product calcium/calmodulin dependent protein kinase II alpha (gene CAMK2A). Lineage: Eukaryota; Metazoa; Chordata; Mammalia; Microbiotheria; Microbiotheriidae. Gene Ontology annotation, molecular function: calcium/calmodulin-dependent protein kinase activity; calmodulin binding; ATP binding. Gene Ontology annotation, cellular component: cytoplasm; neuron projection. The record is from RefSeq and is a predicted model, not a curated record. Gene Ontology annotation, biological process: protein phosphorylation.